AUGCAUUAUGCUUCUUCAUGGAUGAAAAACAGGGCCAUAACAUUGGCUACGUGCAGUAUCCUCAGAAAUUCGAUAACAUCACAAAAAAUGAUCUUUAUGGAAGUUCUUUGAAAGUGCCCGUUGACCUAGAGCUUUCAGCCUUGGAUGCACAUGGAGGACCACUAUACAUUGGAAGUGGCUGUUUCCAUAAAAGAGACGCUCUCACCGGGAAGAAGUAUGAGAAGGGGUCUCACAUCAACUGGACACAAGUGGAAGAGAUACAUGAACCAGAAAGAGAAAAUCUUCUAGAGGAAAUUGCCAAGCUUGCAAAUUGUAGCUAUGAAGAGAACACGCCCUGGGGCAAGGAGAUGGGGUUGAAGUAUGGAUUUCCUGCUGAAGAUGUGGUUACUGGAUUAUCAAUACAGUGCAACGGAUGGAGAUCCGUCUACUUUAACCCAGGGAGGAAAGGCUUCUUGGGAGUAGCUCCUGUGACGCUGUUAAGUGCAUUAAUUCAGCAAACUCGAUGGUCCGAAGGCCACUUUCAGAUAUUCCUGUCAAAAUACUGCCCUUUAAUAUAUGGCCGUGGAAAGAUCCCAAUACAACUUCAAAUAUCAUAUCUCUGCUACAACCUGUGGGGAGCAAACUGUUUGGCUACGUUAUACUAUGUAAUUGUACCGACCUUUUGUCUUCUGAAAGGAAUCAAUUUGUUUCCACAGUUUUCAAGCAACUGGAUUCUACCAUAUGCAUAUGUUCUCGUAGCAAAAUACACUUACAGUCUGGGAGAGUUUCUCAGCUGUGGAGGCACACUAAUGGGAUGGUAUAAUGAUCAGAGAAUGUGGCUGUACAAGAGAGUUACCAGUUAUCUUUUUGGAUUCUGUCAAACAAUCAUGAGGUACUUGGGCUUCGCAAAGUUGGAUUUUACAAUCACUGGGAAGAAUGUGGAUGAUGAUGUUUCUAAAAGAUUUGAGCAAGAGAUAAUGGAAUUCGGUGCAGCUUCAUCAAUGUUCAUCAUUUUAGCAACAAUUGCGCUGUUCAAUCUCCUUACAUCAAUCUCUAUUGGCAGAAGCAUCAUUAUCAAGAAGCCAGCCAUAGAUUUGGAUUCUUGUGCAUUACAGAUUCUUUUGAAUGGGGUAGUGAUAAUAAUCAACUUACCCUUGUUUGAAGCCCUCUUCCUUCGGAAUGAUCAGGGUUGUAUGCCCUCCUCUGUCACAUGCCAGUCAUUUUUCUUAGCUGCGUUAGCUUAUGUGUUAGGAUAUUGAGAUUAUAAACUUCAACCAUGUGAAGAAACUAGCGAAACAUCAAGUCAUUGCAUAUUUGCAUGUACUUGCUGACAUUUAUGCAACUAC
Molecule: messenger RNA, 1325 nt
Organism: Salvia hispanica
Lineage: Eukaryota; Viridiplantae; Streptophyta; Magnoliopsida; Lamiales; Lamiaceae
Source: RefSeq, a predicted model, not a curated record